Emys orbicularis (European pond turtle) is the source of this 585-nucleotide messenger RNA. It is a transcript of the gene CHP2, whose product is annotated as calcineurin like EF-hand protein 2. Gene Ontology annotation, molecular function: calcium ion binding. Bases 1 to 585 code for a protein of 194 amino acids. Gene Ontology annotation, cellular component: plasma membrane. Gene Ontology annotation, biological process: positive regulation of sodium:proton antiporter activity. The record is from RefSeq and is a predicted model, not a curated record. NCBI's taxonomy places the organism in Eukaryota, Metazoa, Chordata, Testudines, Emydidae. The transcript has 7 exons.
AUGGGCUGCCAGAACUCCCAUCCAUCCGCUAUCCCCGAGCUGGAGGAGAUCAUGCGGGAAACGGGCUUUUCGCAGGCCAGCGUCGUGCGCCUCUAUGACCGAUUUCAGGCCCUGGACAAGCAGCAGAAGGGCUACCUGAGCAAAUACGACCUGCAGGGGAUCGGGGAGCUGGCGGUGAACCCCCUGGGGGACCGGAUCAUCAACGCCUUCUUCAAGGAGGGGGAAGAGCUCACCGAUUUCCGAUCCUUCAUCCGGGUCCUGGCCCAUUUCCGGCCCGUGGAGGAAGGAAAGUCCAAGGAGACUGGUCGCCCGGAGCCCAUGAACAGCCGACUCCGAAAGCUGCAGUUUGCUUUUCAGCUCUAUGACCAGGACAGUGACGGGAAGAUCUCCCGGGACGAGAUGCUGCAGGUGCUGCGGCUGAUGGUUGGCAUCCAGGUGACGGAGGAGCAGCUGGUGUGCAUCGCCGAGCGCACCAUCCAGGAGGCCGAUCAGGACGGUGAUGGCGCCAUCUCCUUCGAGGAGUUUGCCACGUCAGUGGAGAAGCUGAAUAUCGAGCAGAGAAUGAGCCUCCGGCUGCUGAAGUGA